Acanthaster planci (crown-of-thorns starfish) is the source of this 749-nucleotide messenger RNA. It is a transcript of the gene rpl11, whose product is annotated as ribosomal protein L11. Gene Ontology annotation, molecular function: structural constituent of ribosome. Gene Ontology annotation, cellular component: ribosome. Gene Ontology annotation, biological process: translation. NCBI's taxonomy places the organism in Eukaryota, Metazoa, Echinodermata, Asteroidea, Valvatida, Acanthasteridae. The record is from RefSeq and is a predicted model, not a curated record.
CCGGGGUGAAAUUUUCCCACAAUGCACUACGUCCUUUUGCUGUAGCCAACAUGGCGAAUCAAGGUGAGGAAGGUAAAGAGAAGCAGAACGUGAUGCGGGAGCUGCGCAUCCGCAAGCUGUGCCUCAACAUCUGUGUGGGAGAGAGCGGUGACAGGCUCACCCGAGCUGCCAAGGUGCUGGAGCAGCUGACGGGACAGACACCGGUCUUCUCAAAAGCCCGCUACACCGUGCGAUCCUUCGGAAUCCGCAGGAACGAGAAGAUUGCUGUGCACUGCACUGUCCGGGGCUCCAAGGCUGAAGAAAUCCUGGAGAAGGGGCUCAAGGUGCGUGAGUACGAGCUGAGGAAGGGCAACUUUUCCAAGACGGGCAACUUUGGCUUUGGCAUCCAGGAGCACAUCGACCUGGGCAUCAAGUACGACCCCAGCAUCGGCAUCUAUGGCAUGGACUUCUACGUGGUGCUGGGCCGGCCAGGCUUCAACGUCCGACACAAGCGGCGCAAGCAGGGUCGCAUCGGGGCCAAGCAUCGCGUCUCCAAGGAGGAGGCCAUGAAGUGGUUCCAGCAGAAGUAUGACGGCAUCCUGCUACCAGGCAAAUAAACACCAGCCCAAUCACCACCACCACACUAGCAACCGGCAUCCAAGCAAACACAGUUUUACGUCGGACAUUUGUACAGAAGUAGACACUUUGAAGACUCAAAGCAUUUCCUCAUGUCUUGAUAAUAAAUGCAAGAAGUGAACAGUUAACAGUCA